UCUGCGUAGCUCCGCCUGGAAGCCCUUCCUCGCUGCUGUGGAUCCACAAUGGCGGCGCCCUGUGAUCACUAGCAGAGUGGCGCUUUUCUCCUCUGUGAAGGGACAUCAGUGCGGUAUUUCGAUCUGAUGUAAAGUGUCCGUCUCUGUCUCACCUACAGCAGUGGAAGAUGCCCCGGUACGAGCUCGCGCUCAUCCUGAAGGCGAUGCAGAGGCCCGAAGCGGCGGCGGCGCUGCGGCGCACGGUGGAGACCUUGCUGGAGCGGGGCGCCGUGGUCAGAGACCUGGAGAACCUCGGAGAGAGAAGGCUGCCCUACAAGAUCUCCAAACACAACCAGCGCCACACGCACGGAGGCUACUACCUGAUUGACUUUCACGCCUCUCCGUCUGCAGUGAGAGGCUUUCUGAACCACCUUGAGAGAGACGUGGACGUUAUUCGGCCGACGGUGUUAAAGAAGGACGCUGAGGGUUCUCAGGGUUCUCAGGCUCAGUGCUGCGGUCCAUCACCUGCCCAGACCAACAAGAGGCCUUCUACAUAAAUGGGCUGUAAGAAAGAAGAUUAACCUGCCAGCUGGACUAUGUUGAGUUUGUCCUCGUGAGAAAGUUUAUUAUAAGAAAUGAAUAAAUUAAUGCAUCUUUUUCAAAAAAGGUUCUCUUCUUUUUUGCUGACAUUACAUGGAAGAAAAUAAUGUUUUACAGAAAAGGAGAAUAAACAGCCUGUAUUAGCAAAC
Colossoma macropomum (tambaqui) is the source of this 728-nucleotide messenger RNA. It is a transcript of the gene mrps6, whose product is annotated as mitochondrial ribosomal protein S6. The transcript is spliced from 2 exons. The record is from RefSeq and is a predicted model, not a curated record. Lineage: Eukaryota; Metazoa; Chordata; Actinopteri; Characiformes; Serrasalmidae. Gene Ontology annotation, cellular component: mitochondrial small ribosomal subunit; ribosome. The coding region runs from base 168 to 536 and encodes 122 amino acids. Gene Ontology annotation, biological process: translation. Gene Ontology annotation, molecular function: small ribosomal subunit rRNA binding; structural constituent of ribosome.